AUUGUCCCGCGGUUUUUGGUACUGUUCGCACGUACUCCUUUCUUCUGCUUUCGCUUGUACCAUUCCUUGGCACGAUCUCGGUAUUCGUUCAAUACCACGAGAUUGCCAACGAAAUAAAUCUGGUUACGUUCGAUCCUCGCCUUCUGAUUUGUCUGGCACGUGUUUCUGGGUAGCGGUGUUCACAGUUAAUCUCAACUCGACGCCACGCUACAAUUGGUGAUCCCAAAGUUUGGAACACGCCUCAACCUCGGGUCAAAUCUUCCAAAGAAGUCAAUUUGGUGAGUCUAUUAUUUAUCUAUCCACGUCUGUCGUAUAUUUUCAUAUUAAUUUUUAAUAUAUAAUAUACACGACAUGACGGAUAGCGAUAAGAAUACUAUUAAUGUUAUAGACUCAGACGUAGGCUGCAGCUAAUCGAUACUUCGUCGAACAGCAAAUUCAUGGGCUGUAAAGCCCACAUGAACGCGUACCGGAUCCUCGGCACUUUUUACUCGCGUGACGAUAAAUUCCACGCUUUAUUCGAGAAAUUCCCCGUACUCACUAAACCACUCGAGGAGCUUCCAUCGGUGACCAAUCGUGUGGUACACCACAUAGUCACCCGCGGACCGCCAGUCACGGCACGACCUCGCCGACUGGCACCGGACAAAUUAGCUUUUGCUAAGCGUGAGUUUGACAAUUUACUAGCUACUGGUAUUAUUCGUCCUUCUCACAGUCCAUGGGCCUCUCCUCUACACAUGGUGCGCAAAAAGAUGGGGUUAGUUGGAGACCAUGCGGCGACUACCGAGCUUUAAACGUAGUUACGCGCUUUGAUAGCUACCCCAUCCCCCACAUACACGACAUCACGGCAUCGCUCAAGGGCACGACUAUCUUUUCUAAGAUCGAUCUGGUACGAGCAUAUCAUCAGAUCCCAGUCGCUCUUGAAGAUAUCGAAAAGACUGCUAUCACGACUCCUUUCGGUUUGUUUGAGUUCCUACGAAUGCCAUUUGGAUUACGGAAUGCUGCUCAAACUUUUCAAAGGUUUAUCGAUAGCAUUGUACGAGACCUCGAUUUUGUUCACGUCUAUAUUGAUGACCUGCUAAUCGCAUCAUCAAACGUAGAUGAACAUUAUCAACAUCUUACGCUAUUAUUCCAACGCCUUUCAGAUAACGGAAUAGUAGUUAACCCAGACAAAUGCGAGUUAGGUAAACGAGAAAUCAUAUUUCUGGGUCAUGUUAUCAAGCAAGAGGGUAUUCUACCUUGUGAGGACAAAGUGCAAGCAAUAAAGGAGUACAACGUGCCGUCCUCACUCAAGGAACUGAAGGCUUUUCUCGGUUUGGUUAACUUCUACCGUCGUUUCAUCCCACACGCGGCAGAACGGUUACGACCACUAACCGACUUACUACGCGGCAACCCACGCAGAUUGGAAAUGAACGAUUCUGCACGUACUGCAUUCACUGAAAUCAAAACGGCUCUUGCGCAAGCCACUCUUCUCGCCCAUCACGAUCCAUCAGCCACACUUAGUAUAGCGGUUGAUGCAUCCGAUGUUGCUAUAGGAGCAGUCAUGCAACAAAACAUCUCCGGUAGUUGGCAACCUCUCGAGUUUUCUCACGACGCCUUACUGCCACGGAGACGAGAUAUAGCGCUUUUGGUCGCGAGCUGCUAGCAGCCUACUGCGCCAUCAAACAUUUUCGGCACGCAGUAGAAGGACGUCAAUUCAUUUUAUUCACCGACCAUAAGCCCUUGACGUAUGCUUUGCAUACCAAGUCUGACCGCUACUCACCACGAGAGUGCAGACAUUUGGACUAUAUCUCCCAGUUCACGACAGACCUUCGUCACAUCCAAGGCAAGUCGAACUGUGUUGCCGAUGCUCUAUCACGAAUCCAAAUGAAUGCAGUUACCCUGCCGGUGCUCGAUCUUCCUGCUAUGGCCUCCGCCCAAGCAAACGAUCCCAGCUGUACAAAAGCACCACACUCUACGUCCCUUCAGUAUCAGGAAGUACCUCUAGCCACGACUUCUGGCACCAUUCUAUGUGAUACUUCUACCGGUUUUCCUCGACCCAUCGUACCCUCUGCUUAUCGCCGUCUCGUUUUCGAGGCCCUGCAUGGAUUAUCUCACCCAGGUAUCGCAGCUACAUUACGCCUCAUCGCUGCACGAUACGUCUGGCCGUCCAUGAAUAAAGAUGUUCGUAUGUGGGCUAAGCAAUGCUUACAAUGUCAACGAUCAAAGUGCACAGGCACGUAGCCGCCCCCUCGGUACAUUCGCUACGCCUGAUGCUCGCUUCGAUCAUGUUCACUUAGACACUGUAGGACCACUGCCACCAUCGCACGGGUAUGAUCACAUACUCACGUGCAUCGACCACUUCACCAGAUGGCCCGAAGCUACACCCAUCACGUCUAUCACGGCGGAGACAGUUGCUCACCGCUUCGUAGAACGAUGGAUAGCUCUAUAUGGUUGUCCCUCGACUGUCACGACUGACCGAGGACAACAAUUUGAGUCCGCACUAUUCUCCUCACUUACUCGGCUGCUUGGUACGGAACGAAUACGCACUACCGCCUACCAUCCAGCUUCAAACGGUUUAGUUGAAAGGUUUCACCGGCAACUUAAAAGUGCUCUUCGAGCACACGAAAACGACGACUGGUACGAAACCUUACCGCUCGUUCUUUUAGGUAUCAGAACGAGUUUAAAGGCAGAUAUCCAAUGUUCCGCCGCUGAACUUGUAUACGGCACGACAUUGCGUCUGCCCGGGAAUUCUUCACACCACGGAGCAGACCUAAUUUCGCUAAAUCAGACUACGUCCAACGACUGUCUGCAUUUAUGCGAACGCUGCCUCCGGUGUCAACUCGAAUACAACAUCGACAGGUCGCUCUCCCUCGAGAGUUAUCUACCUGUUCACAUGUUUUCAUACGAGUAGAUUCGGUACGCAAACCUUUGCAACAAUCUUACGAAGGCCCUUUUUCGCGUGAUCGCUCGUCACGAAAAGACCUUCAAGGUUGAUCGACACGGCCGCGUCGAGAUCGUCAGCAUUGAUCGUCUCAAACCAGCACACGUCGAUGACAGUGCCCUAUCUGAUAACCUGAGACUCAAUGCUAGACCUAUCAAACCUACUAGCGGGAUCCUCAACCCAUCUUCAGGUCCCACGCUAGAUACAUCUGAGACCUCAUUCUCACGUCCCAGUCAGCAGCACGCGUCAUCUGCAACGUCUACGGACGAGACGACAGUCUCACGUCCAGAUCAGCAGACCACGCCGCCCUUGACUUCGGAUGAGAUUGAAGGCUCACGCGACGCGAACGGGACUAUCGUCUCACGUUCCGGUCGCCGAGUACGGUUACCCGUACGCUUCCGCGAAUAGUCGCACAGUCAACAACCGAUACGGUGUAGGAUUAUUCUAUACUACACGUAUGCCACACUCUUCUUUUUUUGAUUUUCUUUUUGUUUCCUGAGCCCACGCCUUCGACCAUCUCCGCUUGGUUCCGUCGACUUCAGUCAACUUUGGCGAAAGCUGGCCUGAUCACCCAUGCUCUUGUCAACGCACUCAGUCGAUAUAUUGGUUUCGAAUGCUUGGCACACGCUUGGUCUCGAACUUGGUCGUUACGGUCGCUUCUGGUCUUUUGGCUCAACGUGGUUUCGUCCUACGUCUGCAGCGUUUCUGGUGAGCACCUCUACGAACGCAAUCUUCAGAUUCUGGAUACAAACCACUCUCGUGUAGCAUACCAACUCAAGCAAUAACUACAACACAUCGCUCCUGGUACCGUACUCCGAAAACGACCUUCGUUGGCAACUCGACGAUCAACGAUCGCUUUCCUGUUCGCCAAUUCUUUCGUCCUACAAUCGCUCGUCAGCCGAUCAGUCCCACGAUUCAAACCGCUUUUUAUCGAAAGUGUAAACCCUUUCUAGCGGGGGCUCCUGUAGUGACUCACGUUUAUCACGGGAACACGACUGGUUUAAUAAAAACAAUUAUUAUUAUAACCAACUGUACCAGUGUUUGUUUUAAUGUGCUUUUGUUUAACUGUGCUAAUUAUAGCCAUUUUGUGCUUCCAUUACCUUCCAUCAUUGUUCCGCGGUUUUUGGUACUGUUCGCACGUACUCCUUUCUUCUGCUUUCGCUUGUACCAUUCCUUGGCACGAUCUCGGUAUUCGUUCAAUACCACGAGAUCGCCAACGAAAUAAAUCUGGUUACGUUCGA
Messenger RNA from Schistosoma haematobium, 4158 nucleotides. RefSeq lists its product as uncharacterized. The transcript has a single exon. The record is from RefSeq and is a predicted model, not a curated record. Lineage: Eukaryota; Metazoa; Platyhelminthes; Trematoda; Strigeidida; Schistosomatidae. The coding region runs from base 713 to 1639 and encodes 308 amino acids.